Molecule: messenger RNA, 633 nt
Organism: Kuraishia capsulata CBS 1993
Lineage: Eukaryota; Fungi; Ascomycota; Pichiomycetes; Pichiales; Pichiaceae
Exons: 1
Coding region: 1-633 (210 amino acids)
Source: RefSeq, a predicted model, not a curated record
AUGAUCGGAACGGUUUUCAAGUGGUUGAGCAUAGCCAUUCUGCUCUCUUCAUACAAAUCCCUUCCAGGGUCGUACUAUGUACGCUUUUACUACGCCCUGAUGAGAAUAGUCCUAUUUUCUAAGACUAGCAACAAGGGAAAAGAUAUACUGAAGGUGAAAUCGCGUCUUUUGACCUUCUGUUCGCUUGGAGAGUGCGACUUCUAUCUCCACAAGUCCAAUUCCACGUUUCUAGAGGAAAUGGACAUGGCCCGUACCGAGCUGAUGCUCUCGCUAUACAAGCCUCUGUUCGCCAUUGACAAACUUGGAUCGUGGCCCUUUUUGCCAGUUGGUUCGGUUGACAUUAGUUUUCUCAAAGAGAUCAAGCCGUUUCAGAAAUACUGGGUUGAUUCUCGUGUGGUUUCCUGGGACGAGAAAUGGCUGUUCGUGCUAUCCGAGUUCAAGGUAAGCUCUGGCAAGGGCGAGCGCGUUUGUUGCACGGCCAUCACCAAAUACGUGUUCAAGGACCCAAAGACCAGGGCCACAAUUCCACCAGCCAUUGCAGCUGAGAAGAGUGGACUUGUUUUUGACGAGCAAGAAAUUGAAGCGAAUUACGCUUCAGUCAGCAGGUCUAAGGAGCAGUUGAACUUUAGUUAG